CUGUCAUUUCACCAGCCGUCACAUAAUCACUCACCACACAUUUGGACUGCAAAUUGUUUUUCUACUAUUUCUAGUUAUUUCUAAGUAAAUUGCGAGUGGAUAUUGCUUUCAAUAUGUUAGCCCGCGCUAUCCGAGUGCGCCCCAUGAUGCGGGGCAUCGCCUCGGCGUCAGUGUGGACCCGGAAUCGUCCCGUCCAGAAUUUCUUGAUGCAAUACAGCCGGGAUCGGUCGUUGCGUUUCCAGCGAUUCCACGGAGCCAAUUUGAUGGUUCAGCGCUUCUACAGCCGCAAGCGGGAUGAUUCUGACGAAGAUCUUAUGUCGGAGAGUCAGGGACCCGAACUUAUGUCCGAUCGGGAUCCCCAGCUUCCGGCAACUGUGGCGGUGCCGGACGUUUGGCCACAUGUCCCGCUGUUGGCCAUGCGCAAGAAUCCUCUCUUUCCCCGCUUCAUGAAGAUUGUGGAGGUAUCCAAUCCCAUAAUCAUGGAUCUGCUGCGUCGCAAAGUCAAGCUGAAUCAACCUUAUGUGGGCGUCUUUCUUAAAAAAACUGAUGGCGAAGAGGAGCUUAUAACCAAUUUGGAUGAUGUCUACAAUCUCGGAACAUUUGCCCAAAUCCAAGAACUGCAGGAUCUGGGUGAUAAGCUGCGCAUGGUUGUGGUGGCCCACCGUCGUAUUCGAAUCACCGGUCAGGUGGUAGAGGACGUGCCACCUCCUAAGCCCGUGAAAAUGACAACUUUGCAUUAUCCUCUAUUUAAUAUAAAAUUACAAAUCCCAGCUGAAGAUCAAAGCACUGAUCAAGCGGAUGCUACGCCUAUAAAAUCAGCCCGAAAGCCUCGUGGCCGUAUACCCAGGAAUCGGACCGGAAAAUCACGUGAAUCGACGGCCGCUGAAGAAAUUGCACAAAACCAGACUCUAGAGCCGCCACUGAAAUCAGGCAAAGUCGAGUCAUCGAGUUCGCCAAAGCCUUCAACAGAAGGAAAAAAAGUGGAACCUGAGACGGAAGGAAAUGCCAGUCAAUCUGCGCCUAGCGCUCAACCUGUUCUAAUUGUAGAAGUGGAGAACGUUAAGCAACCGAUUUAUAAACAAACCGAAGAGGUCAAGGCAUUAACUCAGGAGAUAAUUAAGACCCUUCGGGACAUAAUCACAAUGAAUCCCUUGUAUAGGGAGAGUCUACAGCAGAUGCUGCAUCAAAAUCAACGAGUUGUCGACAACCCCAUUUAUCUGUGCGAUUUGGGAGCUUCCCUUUCCGCUGGAGAACCAGCUGAGCUGCAAAAAAUCCUGGAGGAAACAGAUAUCCCAGAACGUCUACAGUUGGCAUUAACUCUACUCAAAAAGGAGUUGGAACUGUCUAGACUGCAACAAAAAAUUGGACGUGAAGUAGAGGAAAAAGUCAAGCAGCAGCAUCGCAAAUAUAUACUCCAGGAGCAGUUGAAAGUUAUCAAAAAAGAACUGGGCAUCGAAAAAGACGACAAGGAUGCCAUUGGUGAAAAGUACCGCGAAAAGCUGAAGGAUAAAGUGGUUCCCGAAGCCAUUAUGACAGUAAUUGACGAAGAGCUCACCAAGCUGAACUUCCUAGAAAGUCACAGCUCCGAGUUUAAUGUAACAAGAAAUUACCUCGACUGGCUUACUUCCCUACCUUGGGGCGUUAUCAGCACCGAAAAUCUCUGCCUGGAGAAGGCCACUGAAAUACUUAACGACGAUCACUAUGGAAUGGAGGAUAUCAAAAAGCGUAUAUUGGAAUUCAUUGCCGUCAGUUCUCUUAAGGGCUCGACGCAGGGCAAAAUCUUAUGCUUCCAUGGACCACCUGGUGUGGGAAAGACAAGCAUAGCGAAGUCCAUUGCGCGCGCUUUGAACCGCGAGUAUUUCCGCUUCAGUGUAGGCGGAAUGACAGACGUGGCCGAGAUCAAGGGUCAUCGUCGCACCUAUGUGGGCGCCAUGCCGGGUAAACUGAUUCAGUGCCUGAAGAAGACCAAGAUUGAAAAUCCUCUGGUACUCAUCGACGAGGUGGACAAGAUCGGCAAGGGCUACCAGGGGGAUCCUAGCUCAGCAUUGUUAGAGCUACUAGACCCUGAGCAGAAUGCCAAUUUCCUGGACCAUUACCUCGAUGUGCCAGUGGAUCUCUCGCGAGUGCUCUUUAUUUGCACAGCUAAUGUGAUCGACACUAUACCCGAGCCGUUAAGAGAUCGCAUGGAAUUGAUUGAGAUGUCUGGGUAUGUUGCCGAGGAAAAGAUUGCCAUCGCUCGUCAGUAUCUGAUGCCACAGGCAAUGAAGGACUGUGGCUUAACGGAUAAGCAAAUCAACAUUUCCGAGGAUGCCUUAAACAUGCUGAUCCGCAGUUAUUGCCGGGAAUCCGGGGUGCGAAACCUGCAAAAGCAUAUUGAGAAAGUUAUUCGCAAAGUUGCCUUCCGACUGGUCAAGAAGGAAGGCGAGCACUUCCCGGUUAACGCUGAUAACCUGACCACAUUCCUGGGCAAACAAAUCUUCAGCUCAGAUCGCAUGUACGCGACAACACCCGUGGGUGUAGUCAUGGGUCUGGCCUGGACGGCCAUGGGCGGGUCAUCGCUUUACAUCGAAACCUCAAGACGUCACAUACGCCAGGGGGCGAAAACAGAUCCGAAUGCUGUUGGUGGAUCGCUGCACAUCACCGGCAAUUUGGGAGAUGUCAUGAAGGAGUCUGCUCAAAUAGCCUUAACGGUGGCGCGCAACUUUUUGUAUUCGCUCGAGCCCAAUAAUUUGUUCUUAGAGCAAGAACACAUUCACCUCCAUGUUCCUGAAGGUGCCACACCGAAAGACGGUCCCAGUGCUGGCAUCACCAUUAUUACUGCUCUCGUUUCCUUGGCCACUGGGAAGCCGGUGCGCCAAGACGUCGCUAUGACGGGCGAAGUAUCCCUGAAGGGAAAAGUGCUACCCGUUGGUGGUAUUAAGGAAAAGACGAUUGCAGCCCGUCGUAGUGGAGUGAAUUGUCUUAUCCUGCCUGUGGAUAACAAGAAGGACUUCGAGGAGUUGCCCACGUACAUUACAGAAGGCCUAGAGGUUCACUUUGCUACUACCUACGAGGACGUAUACAAGAUAGCGUUUACUGAUGUAACUGAAACGACAACCAACAAUGUUGUGGAGCAGGAGCCGCUGCAGAAGGUUUCCAGUGCGGCCGCUGCCAAGUCGGGAACAUGGCCUUAGUCUUAGCUUUAGCUUGGGGGUGUAACGGGUGUUGAUAGUUUUUAUAAAUAUCGAUCGUUAUCAGGUUAAUUAGUGUAUUUAGACCAUAGCAUUUGUUAAUCCUAAUGCCAAGUAAAUUGAAUGUACCAUCAAACUGAA
Messenger RNA from Drosophila yakuba, 3311 nucleotides. It is a transcript of the gene Lon, whose product is annotated as lon protease homolog, mitochondrial. The record is from RefSeq and is a predicted model, not a curated record. Gene Ontology annotation, cellular component: mitochondrial matrix. The transcript has 9 exons. Bases 114 to 3173 code for a protein of 1019 amino acids. Lineage: Eukaryota; Metazoa; Arthropoda; Insecta; Diptera; Drosophilidae. Gene Ontology annotation, biological process: mitochondrion organization; protein catabolic process; protein quality control for misfolded or incompletely synthesized proteins. Gene Ontology annotation, molecular function: ATP-dependent peptidase activity; single-stranded DNA binding; ATP binding.